Diorhabda carinulata is the source of this 2345-nucleotide messenger RNA. It is a transcript of the gene Npl4, whose product is annotated as nuclear protein localization protein 4 homolog. The record is from RefSeq and is a predicted model, not a curated record. The coding region runs from base 121 to 2043 and encodes 640 amino acids. Gene Ontology annotation, biological process: ubiquitin-dependent protein catabolic process. Gene Ontology annotation, molecular function: ubiquitin protein ligase binding; ubiquitin binding. Lineage: Eukaryota; Metazoa; Arthropoda; Insecta; Coleoptera; Chrysomelidae. The transcript has 10 exons. Gene Ontology annotation, cellular component: nucleus.
GUUACAAAAUUUUGACAGUAGGUGACAGAGAUAUAUUAUAUUGGUAGUCCGUGAAUUUGACAUUAAAAAUCAAAAUUGUACUGACGAAGCUAUAAAAAUAUACAUGGAUGUUAUUUCAUAAUGUCGAGAAAUAAAUCUAUGUUGUUGAGAGUACAGUCUUCGGAAGGUACCAGAAGGAUUGAAAUACGUAGUUCCGCGACUACAUGUCAAUUGUUCGAAGCCGUUCAUGACGCCUUUGAUUUGAAUAGUUUCGCUUUCGCUUUAUACAAAGAAAAAAACAGAAAAAAUGAAAUAUCCAGUAGCAAGUCUACUAGUUUACUUUCUGUUGGUUUACACCAUGGGGAUAUGAUAUAUUUAGCUCCUGUAAAUGGAGCUGUAUUAUUUAGUAAUAUUUCUUCGGGGGAACCAGUUGAUGAAGCCGUUGCUUCUACGAGCUCUCCGCCUUCUACGAGCACGGCAACUCUGUCAGGUGCUAGACCGAAAAGUGGUUCAAAUAGACCAAAUUUGAAUAUAAAAGAAGAUGAUGUUGACAUCCAAUUAAUGAAAACUGAUGGGAAGAUACAACGACCAAGAGAUGAUAAACUCUGUCGCCAUAACAACAACUCCAGAUGUGUUCAUUGUUCAUCACUAGAACCCUUCGACGAGUCGUAUUUGAAAGAACAUAACAUCAAACAUCUUUCUUUCCAUUCUUAUUUACGUAAAAUGAUGUCUGGUGUUGACCGCGGUAAAUUUUUGGCCCUAGAAGACAUAUCUUGUCAUAUCAAAGAAGGAUGCAAGGACCAUCCUCCAUGGCCUAAAGGAAUCUGUUCUAAAUGCCAACCAAAUGCUAUUACAUUGAAUAUGCAGGCGUACCGACAUGUAGAUAAUGUUACUUUUGAAAACACAGAUUUGGUUGAAAGAUUCUUAAACUAUUGGAGAAUUACAGGACAUCAACGCAUCGGUUUUCUCUAUGGAUAUUAUGAAAUACACUCAGAUGUUCCUUUAGGAAUCAAAGCAAAUGUUGCAGCAAUAUAUGAACCUCCCCAGGAAAGUUCGAGGGACUCCAUUAAUCUACUUCCAGAUGAUAGAGAAGAAAUAGUUGAACAAACAGCAGCGUCUUUAGGGUUAAGACGUGUAGGAUGGAUAUUUACCGAUCUGUUAGCUGAAGACGUUCAAAAAGGCACAGUUAAAUACGUCAGAAAUAUCGACAGUCAUUUAUUAUCUUCGCAGGAAUGUAUUAUGGCAGGGCAUUUCCAAAAUAUUUAUCCAAAUUAUAGUAGAUACGCUUCGAAAGGAAUAUUUGGCUCGAAAUUUGUAACUGUUUGUGUUACAGGGGAUAAAGCGAAUCAAGUCCACAUGGAAGGUUAUCAGGUGUCCAAUCAGUGUAUGGCGUUGGUCCGCGACAAUUGUCUUCUACCUACUAAAGAUUGCUCGGAAUUGGGCUACGUAAGGGAAUCUUCAGAUAAACAGUAUGUACCGGACGUCUUCUACAAGGAAAAAGAUUCGUACGGAAAUGAAGUUUCUCGUUUAGCUCGACCACUGCCAGUAGAAUAUCUGUUAGUCGAUGUUCCAGCUUCGACUCCAGUUACUCCCCAACGAACUUUCAAUACCGAUCCAUCCAAACAACCAUUUCCAGUUGAAAAUCGCCUCGUCGAUGGUUAUAUUCAAGAUUUUAACGCACUUUCGACUUAUCUGUCACAAUUCGCGUUUGACGAAUUUUUAAUAGCUAUAAACGAUUUCCAUUUACUUUUAUAUAUAUCCACAAUGGAGAUGUUGCCUAUGCGGGAAUAUAUAGAACCUUUACUCACCGCUCUUAGAAAUAAGGAUAAAGAAGCCGCCGAUGAGUGGUCGAGAUCUGAACAUUGGGCAACUUUAGAGCAAUUAAUAGCCGCCAGUUCUCCACCGCCUUCGAGACCAGGAAGUGUGGCUUCCGGUGUUAUACCGACGUCACCUGGUAGUUCGAGCGGACCGAAAUGGACGUGCCCCUUUUGUACUUUUCUUAACAAUUCCGAUGUGCAAAACUGCGAAAUGUGCAACUUACCACGUUCGAGUAGACCGCAUUGAGAUUGAUAUAGAGAUGUCCGGAAAAAAAAGUGAUUUAAGAAUCAUUUUAUCGUUUGAAGAAUCGCUUAAAUUCGAUAAUAACUUGUUAGAGUGUGAAGUAAACUUGAAAAAAAAAAAAUAAAUAGUCGAUAAGAAUUUUUUAAAAAACGGAUAUGAAUAUUUUUCUAAAUUGAAAUUUAAUUUUUUUGGUUUUUAUGGUGGAGAAUUUCAUAUCGCCUUGUAUAUAAUAGUUUUUCUUUUCUUGUAAACAUAAUUUAACUUAUAUGUAUGGUGAAAUAGUAAAAUAAAUAUUUGGUUCAAAA